CGCCGCAUUUACCGCCUCCCAACGGAUAAACUAUGAAAAUCGUCUGCUCACAUUCUAGAGUGUUGCUAACUUGCUAUCAAUUCGUAUUUGGCGACAACAGUCUUUAUCUUGUGCUUGUACCUUGCUGUUUUAAGGAAUUAUCUUACCUACGUACAUCUUUGGGCUACAAAUCAAAAUUACACAGAUAUUUUGCUUCUCUUGGCAUCAUGCAGAAAAGAAGCUCAACAUUUGCUGAUAUGUCAUUGGUUAACUCUGCCCCAAAGUCGUCAGUGGAUUCCUCUCCUAAAAAGAAGACAUUAAUUGGAAAACACCUCACACUUCUUCAGCCAUAUGUCCGAGUUGAAAGACUUGAUCGAGAAACUCUCAGAAGGUUAUUACCAUCAGUCAGAAAAGUGGUUGAAGAUCAAUCUGAAUCUUCGGAGGAGUCUGUUGAGAAAAAUGAAUCUGAAUAUUCAGCAGAGGAGUUAGCCGAGGAAAAUGAAUCUGAAUCUUCAGAGGAGUCUGCAGAAGAAAAUGAAACUCCUGUCAAACAAAACAAAACAAGUGAAAGAAAAACGAAUGCAAAAGCCACUUCUGAAAUGUCAGAAUAUGAAAAGCAAAUUCAAAGAAACAUAGAAGGGAAAGAGAAAAUGUUCCAACAACUUAUUGGAGGUGCAAAAAAGGAUUUUAUGAAAGUAGUACCGAAGACAAUCUACAAUAAUGUUGAAGUAAUUAAGAAGAAGAAGAGGAGAUGCCACGACGAUGUAAAUGAGCAGGAGUUCAGAGCUCUUCAACGACAAAAAAAUAUGAAUAAAAGCAGAGACCUGACCUCGAUUAGUAGAUCUUUGAGAUCAAGGAAAACUCCAUUACCAAUUCAAAAUUAUGAUGAACUUUUAGGGGGACCUUCAGAGGAAAGCUCAGGUGCAUGGAAAUACAAGCAGAACCACCUUAUUGGCACGGCCAAAUUGAUCCGCGACCAGCAGAAGCAGCAGCAGCUCAGUCCCAAUUACAGCCAGGCCCUGCACUGCCACACCUCGCCCGGAAGCGGAUCGCUGCCGUACCCGUUGAAGAAAAAGGGCGGCAAAUUGCACUACGAGUGCAACAUUUGCCAAAAGACGUUCGGUCAGCUGUGCCACCUGAAAACUCACUUGCGGACGCAUUCCGGCGAGCGCCCCUUCAAGUGCAACGUCUGCACCAAGAGUUCAGUGACAAGUCCAAUCUCAAGAAGCACCACCUUGUCCACACUGGGGAGAAACCGCACCAGUGCGACAUUUGCAAGAAGGGGUUCGUCCAGCUGUGCGACCUCAAGAGGCACCACCUGGUCCACACUGGGGAGAAACCGCACCAGUGCGACAUUUGCUCGAAGAGGUUCAGCCAAAAGUCCCAUCUCAAGAAGCACUUGCGGCUGCAUUCCGGCCAGAAGCCCUACGCCUGCGAUUUGCGUCCGGCCAAAACUCCCCCCCUGUUCGUCGAGUUUAAGUUGCACAAGCGAUGGCAAACCAAACGGUCCUACACUUGCCGCGAACGCGGAUGCCAGAAGAAGUUCAUCAGCACCAGAGGAUUGUUGACCCACUGGAAGACGACCAAUU
Molecule: messenger RNA, 1568 nt
Organism: Daphnia pulicaria
Lineage: Eukaryota; Metazoa; Arthropoda; Branchiopoda; Diplostraca; Daphniidae
Product: zinc finger protein 184-like
Exons: 5
Coding region: 33-1547 (504 amino acids)
Biological process (GO): regulation of transcription by RNA polymerase II
Molecular function (GO): RNA polymerase II cis-regulatory region sequence-specific DNA binding; DNA-binding transcription factor activity
Source: RefSeq, a predicted model, not a curated record